This is a messenger RNA of Rhododendron vialii, 2014 nucleotides long. Its product is annotated as F-box/kelch-repeat protein At3g06240-like. Gene Ontology annotation, molecular function: protein binding. The transcript is spliced from 2 exons. Bases 112 to 933 code for a protein of 273 amino acids. The record is from RefSeq and is a predicted model, not a curated record. NCBI's taxonomy places the organism in Eukaryota, Viridiplantae, Streptophyta, Magnoliopsida, Ericales, Ericaceae.
ACAAAAAAACAAAAAGUCUCCAUUACCCAAAAACGUCACUAGCCACACAUCCUUCCCUUCUCUUCUGCCAUAGCUUUACGCAAUCACCCAAAAACCUCACGUCCGGAGACCAUGUCCGACGGCGGAGCCCUUCCCCAGGAAAUCAUCACCGUCAUACUCUCUCGACUACCCUUCAAAUCUCUCUCCCGAUUCAAAUGCGUUUCUCCCUCAUGGAAAACCCUAAUUUCUUCCCCUCAUUUCGCUCAAACCCGUCUCAAUCGAACCAAAGCCACCCACCGCCCACGUAAAGCCAUUCUCUUUACCAGCUCUUUCGAUCUCUACUCCCUAGAUUUCUCCGACGCGAACCUGACCCCUGAAAGGCUUGAUCAUCCUCCCUUCAACCACAUGAGCGUCGACUCUAGGUCAGUGAGCUCUUGUAAUGGUCUGGUUCUAGUUUCCGAUGAAGGUUUUGUCAACUUCUUAUUUAAUCCAUCUACUAGUGAAUGGAAAGAACUGCCUUCCGCUUUUCCUUCCCCUUUUCCUCAAUACUCUUCGGUGGAUGUCUUUUAUCCACCUGGGUUGGGUUAUGUCUCGUAUCCGGUUGAUUACAAGGUUGUGAUGCCCUUUUUUAAGCAACGGCGAAACGCUAAUGAUGCCGACACUACGAUUGUGGCUGUCUAUUCACUGAAAAAUAAUGCUUGGAGGACAAUUCAAGAUUUCCCUUAUGAUCCUGUGGGACGUGGUCGUGGGGUUUGCUUUAACGAGCAUCUCCAUUUGCUAUGUGGGAGGACUGGUGGUUUGGAUUAUUCUGAAGUUGUUGCCUUCGAUUUGGCGGAUGAGAUUUUCAGGGAAGUGGAGUUGCCUGCCUCGUAUGAUGAUACCGAGUAUCGGGGGCAUGACAUGGUGGUUCUUGAGGGUUGUCUCUGUUUGCUUGUUUGGUCGAAGAGUGACUGAAUUGAUGUUUGGAUGAUGAUGGAUUAUGGUGUAAAAGAGUCAUGGAUGGAUUUUUUUUCGAUCGCUAAUCCUGGGAGUUCUAUAGUGGCAGUGUUGUGUUUGUCAACGCAAGAGGAACUUGUGUUGAGGAGAGAGAGAUUUACAAGUAUCAGUGGAAGGGUGGAAGAUGAAUUUGACGGGGAGAAACUAAUUCUUUGCAAUCAAACGCAAGGAACACGAAGGGAAGUGGUGGUUCCUGGCAUUCCAACUACAUCUCUGGUUGGGAACCACUACAUCGAGACCCUCCGCUCUCCUAAUCAUGGAGGACGGAUUCCGGAGACAAUAUGAAGGUUCUUCAGGUGAAAGUUCAAAGCGUGAUCAACCGUCUAUUCACUGAAAAUUGAUGCUUGGAGGAGAAUUCAAGAUUUCCCUUGUACGCUUGAGUCGACUAGUUGUGGGGUUCUUAAUGGGUGUCUCCAUUGCGUUUGUCGUGGGACUGGUUCCUAUGUGAUUGUUGCUUUCGAUUUGGCGGACGAGAUUUUCAGGGAAGUGCCGCUUCCUGCUUUGUUUCAUGAAUGCAAGUAUUCGCAUCUUCACAUGGCAGUUCUUGGGGGUCGUCUGUGUGUGGUCGGUAUGCGGAAAAACCAAAGAUGUGACCAAGUUGAGGUUUGGAUGAUGGAGGAGUACGGGAUAAGAGAAUCUUGGACCACAUUUAGAAUUGAGGUGCCUGAGAAGUCUAUAUCAGCAGUUUCGUGUUUGUUAGCAGAUGAUGAAUUUUUGUUGCACAUCAGGGGAAACAAACCUGGUAUAUUGCAUGUAGAGAACUUGGUUGUGUACAAUCCGAAAAGAUAAACACCGAGGGACAUGGUAGUUCAUGGCAUUCCGACUGAAUUUAGAUUUGGGGGCACAUAUGUCGAGAGCCUCGUCUCUCCUAAUCAUCAAGGUGGGAUUGGGAGGUAUUGAACAAGUAGUUUCUUAAAGUGUUAUGUGAACUGUAAAUGACUAUAUGCCUUCUUUUGUCAAUGACGAAUUGUAGAUUCAUGUUAUAAGAGAUUCUAUACAGUCGUUGUUGCCAGAUUAUACUUGUUGUCUUCGACUAAGG